UGCAAUUCGAUUUAGGACAUAAUGUUAGGAAGCCUCCUCGUUUAAAAGUUAAAACCUCUCUUUCUGCGGAAGAAACACGCUUGAGAUAUCUUUCCCCAAAUUCGAAAGAACCCUAAUUUUUUCCGAUUCCGAUUGAUCAAACAAGCGAAUCCCGAUUAACUGAUCGAGGAGAUGGGUAAUACAGAUAAGCUGAUGAACCAGAUCUUUGAAUUGAAAUUUACGUCAAAGUCUCUGCAGAGGCAAGCUAGGAAGUGCGAAAAAGAGGAGAGAUCGGAGAAGCUCAAGGUAAAGAAAGCCAUUGAGAAAGGUAACAUGGAUGGUGCUCGGAUCUAUGCCGAGAACGCCAUUCGCAAACGCAGCGAGCAGAUGAACUACCUUCGUCUCUCUUCUCGAUUGGACGCUGUUGUUGCUCGACUCGAUACCCAGGCUAAGAUGGCUACCAUCACCAAAUCGAUGACCAACAUUGUCAAAUCCCUCGAAUCGUCUCUUACCACUGGCAACUUACAGAAGAUGUCUGAGACGAUGGAUUCGUUUGAGAAACAGUUUGUGAACAUGGAAGUCCAAGCUGAGUUCAUGGAUAAUGCAAUGGCUGGCUCUACUUCAUUGUCGACUCCAGAAGGAGAAGUCAACAGCUUGAUGCAGCAAGUAGCAGAUGAUUACGGUCUUGAAGUUUCUGUUGGACUACCUCAGCCUGCUGGUCAUGCCAUUCCUACCAAGACUGAAGAGAAAGUUGAGGAGGAUGAUUUAACCAGGAGACUUGCCGAGCUUAAAGCCAGAGGUUAAUUAGCUAACCUAACAAAAAAAAAAACUGUAUUUGGAUUCUUCUUUUAUUGAGAUGUUGAUGCUAUUAAUCCCUGAACAUGAUGGGAAUGUUUGUGUAAAUUGCUCACCCUGGUACAUGCUUUUGUUUAUAUAAAACCUAGAGUGUGUUUUUACAAUGAGAAAUUUCAUCAUCUGCUUAAUGGUUUGGAUUAGUUGUACAAAUGUUAAUUCUCCAGAUGUGUCUCUGGUAGUAGUUCCACCAAAU
Molecule: messenger RNA, 1027 nt
Organism: Arabidopsis thaliana (thale cress)
Lineage: Eukaryota; Viridiplantae; Streptophyta; Magnoliopsida; Brassicales; Brassicaceae
Gene: VPS46.1
Product: vacuolar protein sorting 46.1
Exons: 2
Coding region: 172-783 (203 amino acids)
Biological process (GO): vacuolar transport
Cellular component (GO): cytoplasm; endosome membrane
Source: RefSeq, marked reviewed